This is a messenger RNA of Caenorhabditis elegans, 1153 nucleotides long. It is a transcript of the gene Y45G5AL.1, whose product is annotated as Late endosomal/lysosomal adaptor and MAPK and MTOR activator 1. NCBI's taxonomy places the organism in Eukaryota, Metazoa, Nematoda, Chromadorea, Rhabditida, Rhabditidae. The coding region runs from base 15 to 836 and encodes 273 amino acids. The record is from RefSeq and is marked reviewed. The transcript is spliced from 5 exons.
AUUCAUCUCUAAACAUGGAUGGUAUUUUCCGCCUAUUCUGUGGAUGCUGCGGAAUACAAGGCGAAGAAGAGCCGCCAUACUCACAGCUCCGCCACGAUUCGGUCACCCCGAUUCGUGAUCCACCACUCCAGCAGGGAAAUCGCCAGGCGACGAAUGGAGCACAUCAGCAUAAUCCUCUUCAGCAUCAAGGAUUCGUGAAUCCGGUUCACGAAUAUAAUUACGACGCCACCGAUGGGCCGAACAUGUAUCCAUCGGACCAUCAUGGAAUGCAUUCGGACUCGGCGUCACCACCAUCCGGUGAUUUUGAUGAGGAGAUCGUUGAGGAUGAGGGCCGUGAAAAGGAGCAGCUUGACAAUAUUGUCGAGAGCACGCAGCACAGCAUCAUCGCUGUUGGACAAACCGACGUUGAUGGUGUUAUCAUGCCGGAUACACAAUACCGCGAGAAGGCAUAUCGGGCGAAAGUUCAAAAGAUGGCGUGUGCUCCACCGUCGGUUAUUCAUUACACUACAAUUUAUGAUUUCGAGUUUGAGCCGACACAGACGCCGAUCCAAGUUCCCAUCAGAUAUGACGAGAUAUCUGCAACAAUAGAGCCGUCGCCAAUCGAGCGGAUGCCAUUCUCGGCUCCGGAUUUCAAUCAGUUGAAGCUUGCAAGAACUAUGGGCGCCAAGAAUCCACAAUUCCUUGUCGAGCAUCCAGAUCUGAAGUCUGCUGGAAGAUCUCAGGGAAUCACCAGUUCCAUGAAGGCGAAGGUAACUCAAGUCCUCGACGAAGUUCACCAAGGUGUCGUUGGAGUUGAAGUGGAACCACGCGAUCUGAUUGUCAGCAUGGAUUUCUGAAUAUCUGACCAACUUCCCCAUCUCUCGUGUGAUGAUGAUAACCCGAUAACUUAUCAAAAAUGAAUACAAGUACCCCCGCCCAAAAAAUUAAUUUUUUCCAAUUUCCAGUGUUUCGUGUAUCUUAUCGUUAUUCUUUUCCCAGUCUCUCGCGUCGCCCAAACAUUUUUUUCCAAUUUUCACCAAAAAUUUAAAUUUUUUUCUUCCCCCGUUUUUCUAUGUAUGCUAUGUUAGUUCCGCCCGUCCCCAAGCCCAAGCCAAUCCAAGAGAACUUGUCAAAAAUUGCAACAAAAAAAAUGACUUCUUAUUGAAAUUCAAUU